CCGCCUUGCAUGCUGGGCUUUGUGGUCUCGCAUCGAGUAUGAGGCGGCGUGGAUCGGGUCCAUUUUAUGCAAAUUACAGGAGCGAGACGGGCGGGCGGUUUUACGGGGAGUGGGCGCGGCCCGGGAAGGGGCGUGGCCAGCGCGGCGGGUGGCGGCGCUGGCAGUUCAGCGGGGGCGCGUGCUGCCUCUUCGGGCCGGUGAGGGGGUUUCUGCGGAGCCGCCCGGACUCCUGGGUUCGCUCUGGCAGCGAGGGGAGACAGGCGACGGCCCUUCCCGUACCAGCCCCCGCCGCUGGCGAGGGGGGUGGUCGCUGCGGCCCCUCCCGUAACCCAGCGCCGGGGGGCUCGGGAAGCAGCCGCUAGGGCUGCCCUAAGGCCCCGCAGGCCGCUCCGACACCCCCCCCCCCCCCCGCAUGGGGGGUGUAUCCGCCCUGGGCUCUCCUCCCCCCCGCCCGCCUCUGACUGGAGCCGUCUCCUCACGCAGCUGCUGACUGUGUGGACGCUCCGAUUCCGGUGUCAGCGCGCCGCGUUUUCCUGGAGUUGGAUCCGGCGUGAAACCCGGCCGCGUUAUGGCGGGAUCGGAGCGUCCACACGGGGAGCCGCCCGGCGUGGGGACGAGCCCGAACUCCCCUCGCCUUAAGGCGCGGCUCGCUCCGGGUCUGUGCGGCCUGGCUGCCGCCAGCCAGCUCUCGCCCGCAAAGGGGGCCUCACCCCGCUGUGCAGCCGUGUUUGAGAUGGUUUUCUGCAGUGGCAGGGAGCAGGCUACUGAUGGGAAGACAGACCCGGCCUGGCCCUAGUAUACCAGAAGUUGGCUGUCCGUGGUAAUUAGUAGGGGAAACUGGCAGGCGUCCUGUGGUGGAAUUACUGUAACAAGUUGUCUUUUCUCUUUAUUAGCUGUGCAGAUUGAGUGUUGACGAAGAAUGAAGAGCGAUGCACAGAAGAUGGCUAAAGUUUAGCAUUUUGGACUGCACAUAACCGAAACCAUGCUUGAAAUAUGCACUGCAGUCAAAAGACGUUAAUUGUUUUGCUGAGCCCUUUGAAGAGGACAAGCAUUCUUACACAAACAAAUGUAGCCCUGAAGUUAAAAUGUGAAGUUGUUCUAGAGAAUUAAACUCUCAACAAGAGUUCCAGUGGAUGGCCUAAAACCAUGUCCCUGUCUCGUGUUGAAAAUCCUUGUUUUCUGCUCUUUCUAGCUGUAUUUCAAGCCAUAUUUAUCCUGAUUUUGUACCGAGGUGGAGCAUCGAGUGUGUUUCGGGGAUUUUUAGAUGCACCUCAGCCCUGGGAUUACUCAAAAACACAGGAUGUGUAUACAAACCUCAGCUUGUUCACCCGAGCUCCUAAUGAAGAAACUAUGCCAUAUUGCACAGCCCAGUCACCGAUAUUUGUUGGUCCAUUAACCAUCACCUUCAAUGCAUUCCCCAGUGAAAGAAGGAUAAUAAAAAAAAAUCCCUUUGUUCGGUUUGGAGGCUGCUAUAGCCCUCCUCACUGCCUGGCUCGCUACAAAUCAGCCAUCAUUGUACCACACAAGAACCAGGAGAAGCACCUGCGAUACCUUCUCUAUUAUCUACAUCCCUUCCUGCAGCGCCAACAGCUUCACUACAGCAUCUACUUGAUUCACCAGGCUGGGAAUGCUACUUUUAACCGAGCAAAGCUCCUUAAUGUUGGUGUCCGGGAAGCCAUGAAGGAUGAGGACUGGGAUUGUCUGCUCCUGCAUGACGUGGACCUCAUUCCUGAAAAUGAUUAUAACCUCUAUGUCUGUGAUGAAUACUACCCCAAACACAUUGCCAGUGCCAUAGACAAAUUCCAGUACAGUUUGCCAUAUUGGUCCUUUUUUGGAGGUGUGUCUGCUUUGACUCCAGAGCAUUACAUGAAGAUAAAUGGGUUUCCAAACACCUACUGGGGCAGUCGUGGUGAAGAUGAUGACAUUGCUGCAAGGAUUCAGUUAGCAGGAAUGAAAAUAGUCAGGACCCCUAUUCAUCUUGGACGCUACAAAAUGGUGGAUCUUGAGCAACACACAGGGAGUGAAGAGCACCUAAGAAGGCCUGCUCCACUGCACAACACCAGAAAAACAUGGAAGGAUGAUGGAAUGAAUUCUGUAGAGUUCAAACUCCUUUCAAGAAAGAAGCACCUUCUUUAUACCAACAUCACUGUGGACAUUGGGAAUGCUCCCACGCUGCCUCCAGAGGAGAAAAACAAAGAGAGUAGAGCUUGAGCAUUGGUACAGCACCUGAAAGUUGUGCAACACAGGAGGUUCCAGCCUAUAGUUAAUCAGGAAUCAGAGGUCUACGAAGAUGGAGGAAUUGUUUCCUGCUGUGCGCUUCAUCUUUCCUCCAAACAUGCGAGGGUUAGAAGAAAAGUCUUCAGGAAUGAGGCAUGACCACUAAUAGACUGGAUUCAGUUUAUUGUAGAGAAUCCCUUAAGCGCUGUAAAAUGUGAUGCUACUGAGCUCCCCCCCCCCACACCCCCCCUUCCGUUGCAGCCUUGAGGAGUACAUCCUUCAUCACCAGACAACUCCAGUCUAAGCUGUGUACUCUUAAAUCAGCAUGACCCAUUAGCAGGAUAGUUAGCUGAAUGCCAGCUACAUAACCUCUGCAUAUCCUACUGCUUACUGUUUUAAAAUGGUAAUUGGGAUUAAACCCACUGAGGACAUGUUCUGUGUUUUGUCUGAAAGCAACCUCAGUCCCGUCUCCCUGGGAAAGAGAUUCUCUAGUUGCAAUCUUUCUUGAAAUAAGAUUUUUUUUUUCCAUUAGUGUUAAAUAUUUCCCUUUCCAACUGUUACAUUUGUAAAUAUUCUUCAGGAAGUUUAAAUACAAAUUUUGAAAGUUAAUAGCCA
This is a messenger RNA of Chelonia mydas (Green sea turtle), 2832 nucleotides long. RefSeq names its product beta-1,4-galactosyltransferase 3. Bases 1147 to 2211 code for a protein of 354 amino acids. The record is from RefSeq and is a predicted model, not a curated record. Gene Ontology annotation, molecular function: glycosyltransferase activity. Gene Ontology annotation, biological process: carbohydrate metabolic process. The transcript is spliced from 6 exons. NCBI's taxonomy places the organism in Eukaryota, Metazoa, Chordata, Testudines, Cheloniidae.